UAAACAAAUAUGGCGGCAUAAGGCGGGAAAAAGUUGAGAAAAUGAUUAAAACAACAGCACAGGGGAAAGUGUUUUAGUCACCUAGCUAGCUGUAGGUUAAGUUGCUUUAGAUUUAAAAAUGUAUAAAAUCGAAGACCAACAAUGUAUUAGUGUUAAAUAAUGUGUUUCAAGACCUGAACCAGACCACCCAAUGGAGUGUGAAAUUACCUCUAUAAAAAAAGAAUUGAAAUGUUGGGAGUCAAUGUUUGCAAGAAAAUAUGGUAGAAAACCAGCAAAGGAAGACAUCGAUGACAGCUCUGCAGAAAUAAAAGAAUCUUACAAGCGAUAUUCUUACCUAAAGAAAAAGAAAGAUGAGAGUAACGAUUGUGAAAGACAGAACAGCAGUAACUUAGUACCAGAUGAUGGUGUUUUUGGCACAAGUCUUAACAAAAAACACAACAAAACACCUCCAAUUAAAAGCACAAGCUACAUUAAACACGACCCUGAUGUUUCAUGGAGGCCGAAAUUAAAACCUCUGAAAAGAAUUGGUUUAUCAGAGACACAAACUUUGGAGAAGGAUUGCGAGAAAGAAAACGAGCCUACUAUGGGAAGUAUUGUGCUGGUUAAAAACCCAUCAAAUAAUUCUGAAGAUGUUCCCUGCAAGACUAAGGAGAGAAUUCCAGUAGUAAAAAGUAAGGGUUUUGUCAAGAAAAGAUUGUCAUCAUUUGGUAGAAAUCUGUCAUGUGACUUACUUGAGAGCUGUAAACAAUCUCUUGGCGAGAAAUCUGAGAAAAAAAAUUCUUUAAAUAACGUCAUUAAUGAUGACAAAGACACACCAGCUGUUGUUAAUUCACAAGCUGAUGUCUCACUUAAGGAGGUAACAGAGACAAGCUCAGUGAAAGAGAAUCUGGAAAAGGUUUACACGAUGGAAGAACUUUGUUUAGAUAAACAUUUAGAUAAUAAAGAAGAAAGUGAAGCUACCUAUCACAAAAAUAAUUUGACAAAUGCUAAUACACAAGACACACAAUCUUCUAUUAAUAAUGAAAUUCAAUCACCUAAGAAGAACAACCCAACUAACUCUGACGAACCAGUUUUAAAACUUAUUGCAAUUAAAAAGAAGAAGAAGAAGCUGAAGAAGAAAGAAGAAGAAGAGGAAACAAUUGUUGAAAGAGUUAAAAGAAAAAGAGAGGAGGAAAGCAAUACAGAAGAAGCAACAAGCAAGAAAGUUAAAUUAAGUAAAAAGGCAGCCGAGAAAGGAAAGAGGUUAGUUAGCGAUAACUUUGUUAAAAUCGAUCUUAAGAAAAAAACAUAUCAACGUGGUGUGAAAAAGCUCACAGGUGGAGCGUACAAGCGAAGAAUGUGGAAGAAGAAAACCAGUUUUGAAGUACCUACGAAAAAUGGAAGCAAAUGCUUCAAAUGUGGAGGAGAGGGCCAUUGGGCGAAGUUUUGUAGAGGUAAACCGAAGAAAGUGGACCCGUUUAAAAAAUUAGAUGAAGAGAUGACAUCGUUGGAAUUUCAACAUUUAAAUGAAGAGCAGGGAAGUUGUUUUGACUAUUUGAAUGAAGAUACACAAGAUGAAAGAAAUAAUCUUAUGUGUUCCAAGAAAAAUUUCACAAUUGAUGAAGUCAUGCAGAUUGAACCAUGUUGGCCACGCACACCAUAUAGGAUGGAAAUAAAUGAUGAAUUAUUCUGUCCCUUGUUUAAAUCUGAAGACGGGAAACCGGCUAAAGAAACCUACAAAAAAGUCAAAUCAAAUCUAAAAAUAUUUGGACAUGAGACUUUUAGAGAAGGACAACAUGAGGCUGUUGCAAGGAUUGUGUCUGGUUUGUCCACUUUGGUUAUUCUCUCAACUGGUUCAGGAAAAUCGUUAUGUUAUCAGCUACCAGCUUAUAUGUAUUUUAAAGAAAGAAAAGCUAUGACAAUUGUUGUGUCACCGCUUGUUGCUCUCAUGCAAGACCAAGUCGCAGGGCUUCCUUCAUGUCUACCCGGUGCUUUCUUAAACAGUAAUAUGACUAAACUUCAACAACAGCGCGUCAUCACAAAAAUCAAAGAACAAAAGAUUGCAGUCCUGUUAGUAUCACCGGAGGCGCUCGUGUCCGGUGGGUUUGGCACCGGUAUAUUGCCACCCAAGUCCACUCUACCACCGAUAGCAUUCGCUUGUAUUGACGAAGCUCAUUGUUUAUCUGAGUGGUCUCACAACUUCCGACCAUCUUAUCUGCGUGUUUGUAAAGUUCUGCGGGAGAGAUACAACAUCAAAUGUUUGCUUGGUCUAACAGCCACAGCAUCGCAAACCACUGCAACUUCAGUUAUUCAUCACUUGGGAGUUCCAUGUGAGGGAUCUAUUAUCCGUGAUCCGAACCCAAUCCCUCCAAACUUGCAUAUCACAGCUUCACGUGAUGAAAACAGAGAUUUAGCGUUGGUUGAAUUACUUCAGAUGAAACCUUUCGAUGAAUGUGAUUCAAUCAUUGUGUAUGUAACAAGGCGUCUUGAAGCAGAUCGGCUUGCUGUAAUGUUGAGAACUUGCCUUCCUGAUCCUCUGCCAAAAGAAGAAAAAAAGGAAAUUGAAAAAGAGAAGAAAAAGAAAGGAAAGUCAAAGGCGUCCACAAAACCUUUUUGGUGGAAUGUGGAAUGUUAUCACGCUGGUUUGACACCCGCCCACCGUCGACGCGUUCAAAAUCAAUUCAUGUCGGGUGAACUCCGAGUGGUCGUUGCAACGGUCGCGUUUGGUAUGGGUCUUGAUAAGUCAGAUGUUCGGUCUGUUAUACAUUUUAACAUGCCAAAGAGUUUCGAGAAUUACGUUCAAGAGAUUGGUAGAGCUGGCCGAGACGGAAAACCAUCUUUCUGUCAUGUGUUUCUGGACGAUGACUGGAACGAUCUGAACGAACUUCGUCGACACAUAUACGGAAAUACUGUCGAUCGCAGCAUAGUCAAGAAAUUUGUCGACUUAGUAUUUCCUUCUUGCAACUGUUCCGAGUUAAGCAAACAUCACAACAGUUCAACUAAAGAUAGUGAUAUUCCCCAGGUGGAUUCUGCACCUCCACUUCUUGACAAAGAGGCGGAGGAAUUAUUUAGUCAGGACAACGACGACGCGAUGUGUACCGACAUCGAGAUGAUGGGUGUAACACCUAGUAUAAGCAAAGCUGCUGAAGAUCACGAAGAUAUGAUCCUUUCACAGAAAUGUUGUUCUGGUCAUAGAAACGCUUUACCAAUCGAUUCAACAGUGCUAGAAUUAGAUAUGCCUCAAGAAAACAUAUCAACAUUAAUGUCUUAUCUAGAAUUACAUCCGAAACGCUGGAUAGAGGUGCUUAAUCCUAUUCUCUCUUCUGCGUCCGUCAAAUGUUACGGAGGUCCGGAGCAAUUUCAGUUAUUAGCAAAAAAGUUUCCGCCGGUUGCACUCUCAUUGAGGCUUCUGCCGCAGAGUGAGCUGAAAUAUCUCGCAGAUAUGAAACAAAUAGAUUUGGAUUUUAUGACGAUAGCUGAUAAAAUGUGCUGGGAUGUGAUCACGGUUGCUCGUGAAGUGCGUUCACUUCAAUGGAAUAUGGCGUUCGCUUUGGACGCGCCGUUGAAUACCACGGGCAAAUCUGGAAUCAUUGUUGAGUGCGGACAAUUAAGUUUUCAUAUUGUAACGCGAGAGGGGAUUGGUGACGACGAAAAGGACGAAAUCUGUGACUUUUUACACGAAAACGUCCUAGCGCAGGAAGAAAAUCGCUUACUGCAAUUAAAUGCGUUGUAUAAUGUUUUGAAAGAUUUAUCUUGUCAACAUUUUUGGGAGUUGCCUUCUGAUAAACGAAUUGAUCAAAAAGCUCGCGAAAAUAUUGGUAGAUACUUCAUGUAUGACAACAAAAAACAACUUGAAAUCUUAAGAGAAAUGUGUAGUUCUGACACUAGUAUAUGUACUCCUCCUCGGAGAUGGAACUUGAUAGCAAGUGAUAUUAAGAACUUGCUAAUCUCUCAUCCUGAUGAAAACUUUACAGGAAGAGCUGUUGCUAGGAUACUGCAAGGCAUUAAUAGUCCGUGUUAUCCGGCAAUUACUUUCGGUAGAGAUCGUCGUUUCUGGAGACAAUGCUUAGAUGUGGAUUUUAACGAAUUGCGUAAAUUUGCAGUUGAAGAAAUUAGUCGAUUUAGAAAUUGAUGAAUCGAUUCAUCGGAUGAUUUCACGUCAUCCAAACUAAUACGUUGAAAUUCAUUUUGAAGGAAUGUUAAUUUUACAAAAAUAUUUUAUAGUAUUUAUUUAUUUAUUUUAACUUCA
Messenger RNA from Hydractinia symbiolongicarpus, 4228 nucleotides. RefSeq names its product ATP-dependent DNA helicase Q4-like. The transcript has 16 exons. Gene Ontology annotation, biological process: double-strand break repair via homologous recombination. Gene Ontology annotation, molecular function: 3'-5' DNA helicase activity; nucleic acid binding; zinc ion binding. The record is from RefSeq and is a predicted model, not a curated record. Bases 191 to 4111 code for a protein of 1306 amino acids. NCBI's taxonomy places the organism in Eukaryota, Metazoa, Cnidaria, Hydrozoa, Anthoathecata, Hydractiniidae. Gene Ontology annotation, cellular component: nucleus; cytoplasm; chromosome.